Molecule: messenger RNA, 9070 nt
Organism: Empidonax traillii (willow flycatcher)
Lineage: Eukaryota; Metazoa; Chordata; Aves; Passeriformes; Tyrannidae
Gene: CBX6
Product: chromobox 6
Exons: 5
Coding region: 49-1266 (405 amino acids)
Source: RefSeq, a predicted model, not a curated record
GAUUAUUAUGGGCUGUGGGCGCCGCCGCCGCUGAGGGGGAGCAGCAAGAUGGAGCUGUCUGCAGUGGGGGAGCGCGUCUUCGCCGCCGAGUCCAUCAUCAAGCGCCGUAUCCGAAAGGGGCGCAUCGAGUACCUGGUGAAAUGGAAAGGCUGGGCCAUCAAGUACAGCACCUGGGAACCCGAGGAGAACAUCCUGGACUCCCGCCUCAUCGCCGCCUUCGAGCAGAAGGAACGAGAGCGUGAGCUGUACGGGCCCAAGAAGAGAGGACCUAAACCUAAAACUUUUCUGAUGAAGGCUCGGGCCCAAGCGGAGGCCCUCCACAUUGGGGAUGUACACUUUUCUGUCAAGCCUGGUUCUAGUACCUCCUCUCCCAAGCUCCACUCCAGCGCCGCAGUGCACCGGCUCAAGAAAGACAUCCGGCGAUGCCACCGCAUGUCCCGGCGCCCCCUGCCCCGUCCAGAUCCCCAGAACAGCGGGAGCGUGGGUGGUGGUGCUGGCAUUCGUCCUCCCGUCUCCCCCUUCUCGGAGACCGUCCGCAUCAUCAACCGUAAGGUGAAACCCCGCGAGCCCAAACGCAGCCGCAUCAUCCUCAACCUCAAAGUCAUCGACAAAGGUGGGAAGCCAGCCAACGGAACCGGGGGCCUGGCUCGGCCCAAGAUCCCUUCCCGAAACCGUGUCAUUGGCAAGAGCAAAAAGUUCAGCGAGAGCGUCCUCCGCACCCAGAUCCGCCACAUGAAGUUUGGCACCUUUUCCCUCUACAAUAAGCCGUCUGCUACUCCUACUCCCUCUUUGGAGGGCAAGGGGGAGGCAGAAGGCUCCCAGGCAGCCUCCUGUGGGCUCAUUAUGGGCUCCACCCCCUAUGAUGCUCCCAGCUCCAGCUCCUCUGGCUGCCCAUCACCUGCUCCCCACUCCUCCUCUGACCCAGAUGAUUCCCCUCCUAAGCUGCUCCCCGAGACCCUCAGCCCAGCCAUCCCCGACUGGCGUGAGUCAGAGGUCCUUGACCUCUCAAUCCCACCCGAGUCGGCUGCCAUCAGCAAGCGUUCUCCCUCAGGAGGGUGCAGCGGGGGGCAGACGCCCUCCUUGUCCCUCUCCUCUUCUGACCCAGAGCAGGAGGCCGGCGACUGGCGUCCUGAGAUGUCCCCUUGCUCAAACGUGGUGGUCACGGAUGUCACCAGCAACCUCCUCACCGUAACCAUCAAAGAGUUCUGCAACGCAGAGGAUUUUGAGAAGGUGGCAGCGGGUGGUGGUGGAGGAGGCAGCAAGUGAGCAGCCAGGUCCCCCCACUCCAGGGGCGUGGGGGGAACUCUACCUGCGAGAAGUGGUGGUAUGAAUGGCUGUCCUUAGUUCUCUCCUUCUCCCCUUGGCUGUCCCUGUGCCCUCACUGCCACCCUUCCUCCUCCUUUCCUUCUGCCCACUUUCUCUUGCCUGUAGGCUGGAAGCGUGUCAUUGGGGGUGUGGGAGCACCCCCUGUUCCUGGGUGUUAGUGCCGCUGGGAGGAGGCAGGGAGGGUUGUGGUGGGGCUGGGGAGUGAUUGUUUGUCCUUGAAUGUGGUGUUGUCCAACAGGCAGUGGAGCCUUUGGGACUGAGGGAUGGGUGAGCAUGUGUCUGUGUGCCUGUGCAGGUGAUGAGGAAGGUGCUGCUCUUUCUCAUUACCCUUCCAUCUUUGACAAAAACUGAAGACAAGCUCCAGACCCUUGAGGGAAGGAUGUAAGAGGAUUGGAGCCCUUGCCCACGUCCUCCAAACCUUCUCCCACAAUGUGCAUGCAGUCUCUUCCAUUCCUAUGUUUCCCCCUUGCUAUGAGUACGACCCUGCCAUCCUUUCCCCUCUUGGCCUGUGGCCUGGAUCUGCCCUCUCUUCUACUGUCCUCAUGGCAGUUGCUGAUCCAGAUGCCACCAGAGUAAGGAGAAGAAGGGCAGGUGAAGUGUCAUGCCUGGAAGGUGCUUGAGACAAAGCUGGGGUGAUGGGGGUGCCCCAUGCACCAUAUGCCCCAUACUGGCUUCCCCUUUCCUUUGACUAUUGGUGCUACCUUGGCAGUUGUAUGGGUGCUUUCAGGUGCCCUAGUCCCUCCCUUUCUCCUGCAUCUUCCAACUUGCUCAGCUCUGCAGGAGAAAGGGAAGAAAAGAGGAGUCUGCUUCCGGCCCAGAUCUUCCUCCUGGUGUUCAUCACUUGCACUUGCUCAGGGGAGAGGGCAUGAAAUGCCCUUCCCUGGCCUUUCUGUGGUGGAAGUGGGAGUGGGCUGUGCAUCCACCCUUCAGUCUGGGGGAAGACGACGCCAACAGCAUGAUGCUGCCCCAGCCGGGUGAGGCUGGUCUCCUGCCGUGUGCGUAAGCUUCCCCCGACCCUCUUUGCUUCCUCUUGCUCCCUCCAAAGGAGGGAGGGGUGGAUGCUAAGGCAGGUCAUUUGCUCUUCCUGCUUGCUUUUGCUUCUCCUGCUCUCCCCUCCCUGUGGUGGGUGGCCUGGAAGAGGUUUCCCCUCUUGUCUUUUCAGCAUCUGAAACAGCCCUUACAACUGUCAACCAAAGGUGCUCAUAAGAAAUACCUGUUUCUCUCACACCAUGUGCAUGUGUGCUGGGAUCUCUUCCCCCAAGCUCCUGUGAGCUGAUCUAGAAAUUCCUUCUCUUCAUCCCUAGCAAGUAGGAGGGAGCAAGACCACAGCUUUGUGUUCUUUGCCCGAGCUCCCUUUUUCCCCGACCACCUUCGUUCACAUCCAAAAUAAGCUCUUUUUUGCCUGCCAUUUCUGGCAUGCUCUGUUUCUGUGUGGGUCCUAAGCUUCACGGUGAGAUGCCGUUCCUUUGCUCUCUACUUCCUCUGCUCUCACAGGACUCGGCCUGCAGGGGCAAGGAAAAGAGGUGCUGCUCAAUCGGUGGGAGAACCUCACCCUUUCAGCCCUGUCCCUGGAUGGGGCAGAGGGGUGUCACUUCUACAUAACGUGCUGUAGAGGUGAAAAGGGUGGAAAAAAUUCCCCAUGCCAGGGCCCAUUGCCCUGGGUGGGUAAACACAAGUGGAAUUGGCCCCUCUGGUGCUUUCACACAAGGAUGCUCAGGAGCUGCUGGCUUCGAGGAGUGCUCUCAUGCGGAGUAGCGAUUUUGUGGUUGCAGUGAUCUGAGGGUAGAAGGGAGGCAAUUUGUGGGAGGGAAGUAAUAUUUGUCUGCCCAAGGGACAUCGUCAGAGUGGUAGAGGGAUAGACCGGCUUCUAACCUUAAUUAGGGUUUCUGUGCCCAGAGCUUGUCUAUUCCUUUCCUCCAGUGCCUGGGUUGGUGUAAUAAAAUCUUUGCUGCCCUCCCUACAAACCUUGUCUCAGAGCAGGUGGCAUUUCAGGCUGUGGGUCACCAUGAUUUCACACCAGUUGCGGUUGGGUGUCUGUGCAGAUAGUGCGAGGGGGAUUCCAGGUGCUGUUAGCACCACCCUUUGUACACCUCUUUCUUUUUCUUUCCUUGAUUAAAGAGCUUAGUGGACUCUUUGGGGAUGUGCUUUCAUUCAUAGCUAAAGCUAGGGGCAGGGAGAAAGAAACUUCCCUGAUCCAUUCACCAAGUUAAGGCUUCCUAUAACUUGUUGGACUUGUGUGCUUGUCUGUAUUAAUACCUGCUUGUAUUUUUUGUGGAGGUUGGGUUGUUUGUUUGUUUUUUCCUUUAGUUUGUUUUUUUUUGCAUCUUUCCCGUGCCUGGCACACCCAAGGAUCCCUUAUUUUAGCAUAGCCUAUCCAUUUGACUGCAGCUUCAGAGAUGAGCAGUUUGUAGGCAUAGGGAAAACCUCUUUCUUAGGAAAAUAGCAAGGAGAUUCUUCUCUUUUUCCUCUCCCUUCUGAACAAGAACUAAUCUGUGGCUGCAAGAUAAGAGGAGCUGCUUUGUGGGGUGGAUGCAAACCAGCCAGUCACUUUAGGUUGUUAAGUUACUGUUUGGUGUGUAUGUGGUGAUGUGUUUUGUUUCGUGGUAUCGAGGUUCUGAAAAAAAUAUUGAAGCGUUUAAGUGGGAGAUAAAAGGGAACUUUAAUAGGAAACUCUUGAUGUGUUUUGGCCAAGAUGUGUUGCUUGGCAGAAUUCUUUUCCCCAGUGUCUCUUGUAUGGUGUUCUUUGGGGGCAAGGGGCAGGAAUUGUUUAAUUGAAGGGGUUUUGCCUUUCUCCAGAGUGACAAGCAAGGGAACUGUCUGUGAAGAGCAAAACAGUGGGUCAUUGUAGGGAUGCUCCGCAAGGACUUUCUUUGUGCAGUGAGGAAAUGAGAGGACUUGUUGCAGCAGAGAACUCGUGCAGUAGAUCCUCUGUGGAGGAAGAAGGGAGCAUGAUCCGGCUUGCAGACACAGCUCACCUGCUUGUGUGACAAAUCCCUCCCUGGGUGGGUCACCAGGUGGGAACCAAACCCUGAACCUCUGGAUCCGAAAUGAGGAUCCGGUGCUGUUUUAAGUUAGAGGUUUGCUAACUUGAAUGCAGCAGCAGCCUCAAGUUCCUUCAGGUGGACAAGACGCUUGAGGCUGACUAACCUACCUUCGUAUUCACGUGGGUGAUGCUCCUCCUUCUGAGUUUUUGCCCAUGCUCCUUAUAGGGGAGAUGGGAAAGAAGAUUCAUCUAUGCCUUUUAAAAAGGGCAUGGAAUUGAGGGAGGAGUUUAUUUGAAAGUAUCCCCUUCCCUUUCCGAUAACCCCUAGGAAAAAAACCCAACAAAAACAGGGAAAUAUUCUCUGUGUCUGUGCCAUGUUUGUUCUCGUUGUCGUGUUUUUAGAGGAGAUUUUAUGAUGGAGUGGAAAAAGUGAAAUGAUUAGUUUUGCAUAAAAAAAGAAAAGUUUUAAAAAAAAUUUCUACAGGGAGAGAGCGAGAGAGAGUUUAAAAAUGAAUAAUAAAUGCAGUGAUUGCACAAACUGUAGUGGUAUUAGAUGGUCCUUAGAGAAAAGAGUAUUUUGUAGUAUCGAAGCAUGUAUGUCUGGGAUGGUGUUUGGCUUGCUUGAACUGGAGGGAAAGGCAUUCUAGGACUAAGCAGCAAUCUCCGAGCUGAAAAGGCAAGUUGCAUGUUGGAGGAACCCUGUCUACAAACCUUUCCCGUCCUUGCCUCCCAAGUGUUGGAGUGAGUUCCCUUCCCUCCCAUACCUCUCCUGUGAGCUAAGGUGGAGUCUCCAAGUGGUUUUCUGGCCGAGCGGCCCUCAGAAAUGGCCGGUCACGUUCUGCCAGAACGUGGAUCAUGCCAUCAACAUGGAAACAGUUGACUUACUUUGCAUGCACAGCAAGCUGCUGAGAUUUGGGGUUGGCAUGUACUUUUCCUGCCAAGUUGCUGUCUCUUCUCUUUUCCGUCCCCUAUAUCCAAGCAGAAUUAAUCACGGUGUGCUUAUUUCCUGGGAAGCAGAUAUGCCUCCCCUCUGUAGGGUCUCUUAGCUUCUUCCAGCAUCAGGUGGGGAGUGGCAUUUUUCUGUAUAGGAUUCACCACAUCAGGGCAGAGAGCGGAGUCCCAUUGGUAUGUAGUCCAGUGUCUCUUCUCCAACAGUGGCUGGAUCUUUAGAGGUAGAUGAGAGAGCUGCCUUGUGUGCUCUGAAGGUGUUGCUGAGUGAGGUGAACCCUCUUCUUGAGGCCAACAAAUGCUGGAAGUCUUUGGUAUGGGAACGGGAGUUGAACACCCUGAUAGGACUCUGCUCAAGUAGGGCAGCCUUCUGCUUCAGCUUCCUGCAGGGCGGUGGGACAGAGUAGCCGAAACGCUCCUUCAGAGCGAGAGGGAACUCUUGUGUGCUGGCUUCCUCAUCCAGGAUUUCUGCUGGGUGUUCAUCUGCUGUGUGGGAGUGCCUGGAGGAAGAGAGAAGCUACCAGAUGUUGGUGUCUGAACAGAAGAUGGCAGGCAGGGACACUUGGACAGCUUUUCUUCUCUGGACUUCUCUGGUGCCCUUGGCUUUGCAGUGGCGGGUGACAGAUGUCUUGAUGCCUCCCAUAGCCUGGGCUGCUCCUGAGAACUUCUCCUCUCUUUGCCUAUUGAGCUCUGUCAGUGCUUCCCACAGCUUUUUACUUGGAGCAGCAGCCUCCUGUCUCGUGCCCUCUUCUCACUGAGCAGAGUGGGACUGGGGAGGCACGAAGCUAAUGAGAUACAAGCUCCUUUCGGGAUGGAAAAUAGAAAUAGUGUGGUGAGCAGGCCCAGCUGUGGUGAGCCACUGCUUAAUUUCUGUUUUCAAAAGAGAAAGGGAGCAUUUCUCUGGGUCUCCUCUUACUGAAGUUCCCAGGGAGAUUUUACAAAAUAAUAAUUUAAAAAAUAAUAAUAAAAAAAAAAAAAAAGAACCACAAUCAUGCUUUUUACCAGAUAGGAGCUGUCUCUGAGCUGAGUCUUCCUAGGGAUUUCACUCCCUUCUCCAGCCCCUCUUUGUAGAGGAGGCUUUGGCAGCUCCCAGCGUUUGGAGAUGAUCACCUUCCUGGGGACCUCCUGGCAGAAAGAGGUUGCCAUGCUGAAGGAUGGUGUCUUGAGUCCCCCACACUUGCCCAUUCCAGGUCAUGGCAUUAGUGGGGCUGCUCAGGAGCCAGGUCCUUCUUCCCAGGGGGGUGUAACAAACCUGGAGUGCGUGUUUGGCUAAGUGCUUAUUUUUCCCUUUGCCUCCUUCCCCACCUUCUGACAAGACUUUUUCCUCCUUGCCUGGCGCAUCCUUUUACUCCAAUGUCGCUUGCUUUUGCUGCAUUUUUCAAUUACCCAAUAAUCACGCAAGAGCUGGGAUCUUAUUUACUUUUUAUAUAUAAAUAUAUGAAUAUAAAAGAAACCUCCCUCUCCCCUCUUUCUCCCCAUCUCACCACGCCCACCCCGCGCGCAGCGUUCCUAAUCUCCGCUCUGAAGGUGGUCUGCUGUAGAGGGUUAGUUUGGGGUCAGGGAUUUGGUGUCUCCUGGGUUCUGUUCUUUCUUGGCUUGCCAUGGCCCUUCUCUCAGCUGUGUCACUGCCCUGUUCCUCUGUCUCCCUCAUGGGAAGGGGACAGGAGCAGAAGGGACCAUCCUGCUGAGGGUGCUGGCAGCGCAACUCUCGAGGCAUUUGCACAGAAGACCGAGUGUUGAGCAUUGCUUCAGAAAUCCCCCACUCCUUGUCCGUGCUUCCUUCCCCAGGUAACUCUAGGAAGUAUCUUCAUGUCACCAAUGCUUUGGGGUUGAGCAAAUAAGUGACUUUAUUUUCUUUUUUACUUAUAUUUUUGAUGUCCUUCUCCAGAGUGCAAUGUGUAUGAUUUCUUUUUGGGGGUGUAGAUGGGAGGAGAUGUUGGAGUCUGUCUCCGUCCUCACCUUGGCCUUUCCGUCCUCUGCUCCUUUCCCAUUUCAGCAUUGCCCUCUGUCAGACUGAUGUGCUCAGAGACAUUUGCACCCUUGUCUGUGCACUGUCAGCCUUGGCUCCAGAAGCUUUGUGUGUGUUCUGCGUGGUGCAUCUGAGAUGCCCUGUGUUCCACCUGCCUCACCUGUAAGGAUGUGGCAGGGCCCUGAGUUCUUCUUUCUUCCUUUCUCUAAAUUUCUCCUUCCAGAAAUGAAGGGAGAUAUAGUCAGUUCCCCUUCCUGGAGUGGUGGGCUGCCUCUGGAAGCUCUUCUGUCCCUUCCACCUUUUCUGUUGUGGGAAAUUAUGUUUCUGGGACCAUCCAAAAGCACAGUCCUUGGGGUGAGAGUCCUUCCACCCAGGUAAGUGCUGUGCUUUGAGCUGGCUCCCUUCAGGCACUGGUAGAUGGCACUGUGAUAGAGGAGUGGAGAUGCCCUCUGCACUCCUGGGCUGAGCAGAACUGGGAAGGGGAUAGCAAGCACCAUGCCGUGGCACAGGGAAAAGUCAGGUGACAGAAGAGCAGCAAGAUGUGCAGUCAGGGUGAUGCCACCUUCAGCAGUGGCUCAGAAAAUGUAUCUGGUGGGAGGGAAAGAGCAUGGUUUGGACAUGCAGACAAAGUGUUAAUUCCCAUUGCAGGGCCUUGGUUCUUUAUUCCUUGCUCAGCCGAGUAUUUAGAGCUCACACUAAACCUCUGGAAUGCAGUUGGGUGGGUCGAAACACUUGGUAGGACUAGUGGGGCCCAUUUGUGCUCCUGAGCAGCCCCCCAGGUGCUCUUCAGGUUGGUUGCUCUUCAGCUGUCUAGAAGGAGCCUGCUGCUUCUGGCCCCCAGCUGCAAAGGGGGAUGGAGUCUUAGGUCAAGUUCUCAAAUGGAACAAAAAAAUUAAUCGUUGUGAUUACUUUUUUUAGAAAAGAGUUGUCAUGCCUGUGCCUCCCCCAAGCAAAUCAACUUGGUGUGCUGUCCUCCCUCUUAUUCUCUCCUCUGCCAUUAAGCCUUUUAUGCUCCCAAAGAAUAGAGGAGACUCUCUAUUUUGGGAUUUUUUUUUUCCCCGUUUGUUUUCUUUUUGCAUAGAAAGUUGUCUGCCGGUGGUGGAGGACAGGGGCCUGCCUCAUCUGUUCCUUCCUUUCACCUUCCCCUGUGCCAAGCUUAGGCUCAAAUCCUGCAGUUUCCUGUAAACACUGAACUUGGAGUAGGCGAGUGACCCCACUGAGCUCUGUGGUACUUGGGUGCUUCAGAUUCUGCCUGUGCUUGAGCUUUGGCAGCAUCAGAGCCCUAUCCUUUCUCUUGGAGAAGGUCAGCCCUGACUCCUAAGAGUGCUGAUAGUUCUGGUGCAACCCAUUUGUCUCUUCAUUUCCCCUCACUUGGCCUACAGAGUGAAGGUGGUGAUUUUUUUUUUUUUUAAUUUAAGAUAAACCUAAAUAUGUAUCUUGUAUUUUUUUUUUAUUUUGAAAAAAAUGCAUUUAAGGAUUGUGCACGGAUGAAUUGUAUAUCUAUAUAUUAUUUUUUUUGUCUUGCAAUUUUCAUUUUAAAUAUAGUGUUUGUUUGGUUUUGUUCUGUUUUGUUUUUUAAUCCAGUUCCCAGCUGGCUAAACUCUGUCUAGAGCGGAUGGGUGGGAGGCAUAGCCAUUGGAGGGGUGAUUGAAUCACCCCUUCCCUUGGUGCUUCCCACAAGAAAAUGGUUUGCUCCAGGUUUGGGGGUGGGGGUUGUGCUAAUUACUCUUGUAUUCUUGUACAUUUUGUUCUUUCUGCUGCUCUUGAAUAUUGUAUCAAUGCCAGAAAUGGGGAGUUAAAAAUUAAAACAAAAAAUUAACCCCAAUAAAUUGUUACAUUCCAAA